AUGAAUCAUUUCCCCGAAGCUUGGGGCAGGCCCCGGGACGACGUGUAUGGCCCUUACAACCCUUCAUACCUGCAGACUACCGGCCCCAAAACCCACACCCAGUCACCAGCAGUCACUGGGUCUUCAAUACUGGGAAUCAAAUUCAACGGAGGAUGUGUUCUCGCUAGUGAUAACCUAGCUUCAUACGGAUCUCUCGCUCGAUUUACCGACGUCAAACGACUCCGCAAAUUUGGUGACACUGCUGUCGUUGGCUUUAGUGGGGAUAUUUCCGACAUGCAGUACCUUGAUCGUCUAUUGGAUUCCAUUGACAUCAGAGAAAACUAUUCGGCCCACGGCAACACACUCAACGCCAAAAACCUCCACACCUACUUGUCUAAGGUCCUUUACAAGCGGCGAUCUGAGUUCAAUCCCCUUUGGAAUCACAUUUUAGUUGCCGGCUUCGAUGAUGACAAGAAGCCGUUCCUCAGCUCUGCAGAUCUGUUGGGAACCACAUUCUCCGCACCACAUCUGGCAACUGGCUUUGGCGCCCACCUGGCUCUCCCAAUCCUUCGCCGGCUAUUUCCUGAGGAGAGACCUAUCGAGGAGAUCACUAAGGAUGAGGCAGUCGCGGCGCUCCGUGAGUGCCUUAAGGUUCUCUGGUACCGCGACGCACGAAGCCUUGACAAGUACACCAUAGCAGUCAUCACACCUCAGGGGAUUGAGUUUCAGGAGGAUCAGAAGGUCGAGGCUCAGAGCUGGGCAUUCGCUGAAACCAUCAAAGGUUACGGUGCUCAGGUCAAUUAGCUCACUUGUUGAUUUAUGAUGCAUGAACUCACUUCCAGAGCUUACUGCAUUUGCUCUCACCUGUGUAACAGGACCUUAGGAGCCUGAGAUAGAUCAAGUAAUGUGAGAAGAAAGUGCCUCGUUGCGAUUCUCUAUAACAUGCCGUUAAACGCCUCAGGCAUUGUGGGCGGCCUUUAUGACACUACUUUUACCUUGGUCCAGCAGGUGCUGACCUCAGGUGCGAGAGAGACCUUCAUCAAAUCGCCAUCCUUUGGCCUUAAUGCUCUCAUGCCAACACCUGAGGCCCUAUGUGUGGCAUGUAGUCUUAGAGGAGGCUGGAAUGGAAUAUUGUCACCCGGAAUGGCGAAAGAUGUAACAAAUUUAUAGAUGAGGACUGGAAAUUUGAGUAAUGGCGAAUCCAAUCAACUCGCGUGUUUCUCAUAGUUAAGGCCCAGGCAGCGAGCAGUACCG
This is a messenger RNA of Aspergillus brunneoviolaceus CBS 621.78, 1233 nucleotides long. RefSeq names its product proteasome core particle subunit beta 7 (gene pre4). Lineage: Eukaryota; Fungi; Ascomycota; Eurotiomycetes; Eurotiales; Aspergillaceae. The transcript has 3 exons. The record is from RefSeq and is a predicted model, not a curated record. Gene Ontology annotation, cellular component: proteasome core complex. The coding region runs from base 1 to 783 and encodes 260 amino acids.